Messenger RNA from Tripterygium wilfordii, 902 nucleotides. RefSeq names its product actin-depolymerizing factor 1. The record is from RefSeq and is a predicted model, not a curated record. Gene Ontology annotation, biological process: actin filament depolymerization. The coding region runs from base 159 to 578 and encodes 139 amino acids. Gene Ontology annotation, molecular function: actin filament binding. The transcript is spliced from 3 exons. Lineage: Eukaryota; Viridiplantae; Streptophyta; Magnoliopsida; Celastrales; Celastraceae. Gene Ontology annotation, cellular component: actin cytoskeleton; cytoplasm.
GAGCGGAGAGAAAAAGGCUUCACACGUAUCUCCAAGUUCAUAUCCCCAAAAGAAGUCUAUCUUUAUUAUCCCUCUCCCCUCUCCCUCAUUUGGAUCCCUAGAUUUUCUCAGGUUUUCACGCUGUUUAUCUCACUUUCUUUACGAUUUUUCUCUCGAAAAUGGCCAACGCAGCAUCAGGGAUGGCUGUACAUGAUGAUUGCAAGCUAAGGUUCCUGGAUCUGAAAGCAAAAAGGACUCAUCGCUUCAUAGUUUUUAAGAUUGAGGAGAAGCAAAAACAAGUUGUGGUUGAAAAGCUUGGUGAGCCAACUGACAGCUAUGAGGAUUUCACAUCAAGCCUUCCUGCUGAUGAGUGUCGAUAUGCAGUCUACGACUUCGAUUAUGUUACCGCUGAGAAUUGCCAAAAGAGCAGGAUCAUUUUCAUUGCUUGGUCACCUGACACAUCUAAGGUGAGAAACAAGAUGAUCUAUGCAAGCUCCAAGGACAGGUUUAAAAGAGAGUUGGACGGGAUUCAGGUGGAGUUGCAGGCCACUGACCCUACUGAGAUGGGCCUUGAUGUUAUUAGAAGCCGAUCAAACUGAAUGUGAUGUGCCUGUCAUGCAAUCGGGAUAUGUGAGAUGUCUAUAAUAGCUUGUGGGACAUAAGAGGUCGAAUUAAUAUAUAUUGGCUGUUGUUGAAAUGCUAUUAUUAACUCAUCUAGACCAACUUCAGUGGUUUGCUUUACAUUGUGGCUUAUUUUAUAUGGAUUGUUGGGUAAGUAUCUCGUGCUUGUCUAAGAUGGAUGUUAUCAUGUUAACAGUUUUUAUAUUUGUUGUAUCAAGGCAAUCAUUUUUGCCUUUGCACAUUUGUUGGUUCUUUUUUUGGGGUAUUUGGAUUGGAAUGAGAUGGUUGCUUGGUUCUUUUCU